AUGGGGAGGCUAUUUCUGAUUCAUUUGGAAGGGAACAAGUAUUGUUGCAAGCACUGCCGCUCGCAUCUUGCUCUGGUCGAUGACAUUGUUUCCAAGUCCUUCCAAUCCAGGCAUGGGAAGGCUUAUCUCUUUGACAAAGUUGUGAAUGUUACUGUUGGGGCUAAAGAAGAGCGGAUGAUGAUGACUGGACUGCACACUGUGGUUGACAUAUUCUGUGUGAGGUGUGGCUCGAUUGUGGGAUGGAAAUAUGAAGCUGCUUAUGAGAAGACCCAAAAAUACAAAGUUGGAAAGUUUAUCUUAGAAAGGUUUCAAGUGUUGGGUCCAGAUGGAAGCAACUAUUCAAUGAGUCCAGAGAGCCAAAUGACUGGAAGUGAUAGUGAUGAUGACAUGGGUCCUUGA
This is a messenger RNA of Striga hermonthica, 399 nucleotides long. NCBI's taxonomy places the organism in Eukaryota, Viridiplantae, Streptophyta, Magnoliopsida, Lamiales, Orobanchaceae. The record is from the annotation of a GenBank genome assembly.